AUGAACUUUGUGUCGGGGGCGUGCCUGGCUUGGGACAUACGCCAACGACGCGGGGGCCGGAGGGAGACAUCUUGGGCAGGCUUCCGAACCAUGUGGACGCCAGACCUGCUGCUGGCAGCGGCUCGCGGCCCCGGGUCUCCCUCGCGGACCUCCGACGGGAAGACUCCGGUGGCCGUCCUGACCGCUCCGGUGGCCGUCCUGACCGCUCCGGUGGCCGUCCUGACCGCUCCGGUGGCCGUCCUGACCGCUCCGGUGGCCGUCCUGACCGCUCCGGUGGCCGUCCUGACCGCUCCGGUGGCCGUCCUGACCGCUCCGGUGGCCGUCCUGACCGCUCCGGUGGCCGUCCUGACCGCUCCGGUGGCCGUCCUGACCGCUCCGGUGGCCGUCCUGACCGCUCCGGUGGCCGUCCUGACCGCUCCGGUGACCGUCCUGACCGCUCCGGUGGCCGUCCUGACCGCUCCGGUGGCCGUCCUGACCGCUCCGGUGGCCGUCCUGACCGCUCCGGUGGCCGUCCUGACCGCUCCGGUGGCCGUCCUGACCGCUCCGGUGGCCGUCCUGACCGCUCCGGUGACCGUCCUGACCGCUCCGGUGGCCGUCCUGACCGCUCCGGUGGCCGUCCUGACCGCUCCGGUGGCCGUCCUGACCGCUCCGGUGGCCGUCCUGACCGCUCCGGUGGCCGUCCUGACCGCUCCGGUGGCCGUCCUGACCGCUCCGGUGGCCGUCCUGACCGCUCCGGUGGCCGUCCUGACCGCUCCGGUGACCGUCCUGACCGCUCCGGUGGCCGUCCUGACCGCUCCGGUGGCCGUCCUGACCGCUCCGGUGGCCGUCCUGACCGCUCCGGUGGCCGUCCUGACCGCUCCGGUGGCCGUCCUGACCGCUCCGGUGGCCGUCCUGACCGCUCCGGUGGCCGUCCUGACCGCUCCGGUGGCCGUCCUGACCGCUCCGGUGGCCGUCCUGACCGCUCCGGUGGCCGUCCUGACCGCUCCGGUGGCCGUCCUGACCGCUCCGGUGGCCGUCCUGACCGCUCCGGUGACCGUCCUGACCGCUCCGGUGGCCGUCCUGACCGCUCCGGUGACCGUCCUGACCGCUCCGGUGGCCGUCCUGACCGCUCCGGUGACCGUCCUGACCGCUCCGGUGGCCGUCCUGACCGCUCCGGUGGCCGUCCUGACCGCUCCGGUGGCCGUCCUGACCGCUCCGGUGACCGUCCUGACCGCUCCGGUGGCCGUCCUGACCGCUCCGGUGGCCGUCCUGACCGCUCCGGUGACCGUCCUGACCGCUCCGGUGGCCGUCCUGACCGCUCCGGUGGCCGUCCUGACCGCUCCGGUGGCCGUCCUGACCGCUCCGGUGGCCGUCCUGACCGCUCCGGUGGCCGUCCUGACCGCUCCGGUGACCGUCUUGCUUCGGCGCGACUGCUGGCUUGCUCGCGACUGUACACUCCAGCAUCUCGCAUCAGCCACCAGCCGCCAGCCACCAGCCACCAGCCACCAGCCACCAGCCACCAGCCGCCAGCCACCAGCCAUCAGCCACCAGCCAUCAGUCACCAACUAUCAGCCAUCAGCCAUUAGUCACCAGCCACCAGCCACCAGUCACCAGCCACCAGUCACCAGCCACCAGCCACCAGCCACCAGCCAUCAGCCACCAGCCAUCAGCCACCAGUCACCAGCCACCAGUCACCAGCCACCAGCCACCAGCCACCAGCCACCAGCCAUCAGCCACCAGCCAUCAGUCACCAACUAUCAGCCAUCAGCCAUUAGUCACCAGCCACCAGCCACCAGUCACCAGCCACCAGUCACCAGCCACCAGCCACCAGCCACCAGCCACCAGCCAUCAGCCACCAGCCAUCAGCCACCAGUCACCAGCCACCAGCCACCAGCCACCAACCACCAGUCUCCAGCCACCAGCCACCAGCCACCAACCACCAGUCACCAGUCACCAGCCACCAGCCACCAGCCAUCAGCCACCAGUCACCAGCCACCAGCCACCAGCCACCAGCCAUCAGCCACCAGCCAUCAGCCACCAGUCACCAGCCACCAGCCACCAGUCACCAGCCACCAGUCACCAGCCACCAGCCACCAGCCACCAGCCAUCAGCCACCAGCCAUCAGCCACCAGUCACCAGCCACCAGCCACCAGCCACCAACCACCAGUCACCAGCCACCAGCCACCAGCCACCAGCCAUCAGCCACCAGCCAUCAGCCACCAGUCACCAGCCACCAGCCACCAGCCACCAACCACCAGUCACCAGUCACCAGCCACCAGCCAUAAGCCACCAGCCAUCAGCCUCCACUCCAGAUUCGGGAAGACAUUGGACCCGCCUGCCGCACACCUGCCUCUGGUCGGGGCCCCGGCUCCCGGCACCGGAAGUGGAGACCCGCGCGGCCGGCAAGAUGGCGAUGACAGUGGUUACCGCGCGGAGUCAGCGCUGGUAAUGACACGUGUGCUCAACACGCCCCGCCCCUUCCCUCUUACACUACUCGCUCUCUCCCGUCCCCGCUGCUCCCAUUUCCCGCUCGAGAACCAGCCGUCGGCCGACGAGCACGCGCGGGUGUCGGGGAAUGCCUUGUCGCAGCAGCAGCAGCAGCAGCUGUCCGGGAGCAACACGAGCCGCCCCGACCCCUCGACACGUGACCCGGGGAGCCGCGGCGGGACUGGUUCUCGCGCGCGUGCGAGGCAGCGCGUCACGUGCGUCGCGUCGUGUCGCGAGCCACCCGGCCUGCCACGUCGGGAGUGUGCUGUGCCCAUGGCCGGGUGGGAGGACUGCCAGUGUGCUCGCCACAUUCUCCGCCGGCGCUGUGUCUCCUGCCGGCUCAUCUGCAUGCCGUCCGCCGAGGCCCGAGGUCAGGGAUCAGACGACAUCUCCCCCGGGUGGACCGGAGCUGCGAGCAAACACGGUCACGUGGUUGGGGUGCAGUUGGCGAGGGAGGGGGUGUCCACAGACGGCCGCGCCGGGUACGAAGACUCGUUACUGCCGAGCCUGAUCGGCCUCUUGAUUGCGGGAGGCUUUGUUGGAGGGACCGUCUGGCUGGCUGAGCUGGAACACUGGAACACGGGUGGCAUGCCUCACGUGACACGGCGCCAGAGGCGCGCGGGGCCGCCAGCCAGCCGAUACCGUGGCCCGCUACGGCUGGCAGUUCGCGCUGGAGACGAGGAGAGGCCGACCACUGCCUGCCAGGAGGAGAGAAGGCCAACCACUACAGCGUACAAGGCCAGGGUGUUAACACACUACACCUGA
Molecule: messenger RNA, 3231 nt
Organism: Bacillus rossius redtenbacheri
Lineage: Eukaryota; Metazoa; Arthropoda; Insecta; Phasmatodea; Bacillidae
Product: mucin-2-like
Exons: 9
Coding region: 1-3231 (1076 amino acids)
Biological process (GO): activation of GTPase activity
Molecular function (GO): guanyl-nucleotide exchange factor activity
Source: RefSeq, a predicted model, not a curated record